UCAACGGCUCGAGCGAGGGUAACGCUUGAUUGCGCGAACAACAGAGCAGUCGGAUGUGGGCCAUGGACCGUUGUUUAUGAGACAACGGACAAGUUGCAGGUCCCUUGCAUAUCUUUACGCCUACUUGACGGUCGAUGGCUCUGCUGGCUUUUCCGAAGCAUGAUUUCGUUUGCCACGUCUUCUUUUCGUCUUUCCUUUUGCUUCAUCACCUCCUUUCCUCUGCUACUUCGAUCGCGUUCACCUCCGACUUCUUUGCACAUACCCUUCUUGCGCUGGUCGCCCAGUCUCCUUUCACAUCUGCUUCUAUUGCUGCUUCACAUCUUUCAAGAUUUGAGUUGACCGAUUGUCACUCGCCUCGUUGUCGCCUCUUCGACUUCCUUUCGAGUGUGCUCUUGUUCUGUUGCGCCAUCAUCUACCCAUUGACGUUCGCACAGACCGGUCUCCUUACCUUUCCCUUCCAUUCCUUUCAAAGUUAGAAGAGGCUCGUCCCCGCUCGGGCAGAUUUUCUGGGUGCUGACCCCAUUCCAAAGUUUAGAUGUCUACCCAGCCUCUUCCAUCUUCCGUUUCGGAAUCUGCAGAAAUCCAGGCAAGCGCCCCACACUCGCGAAAGUCGACGAGCCCGGGCUUUGUUGAGGGAUCGGAGUCCAGCUCUGGGCCAGUCCAAGAGUAAGUGACAACGGCCGCCGACUCGCUCACGCACCAGCAGGCCGGAGGCGCGACCGCCAUCGGGCUUAGCCCGCACCCCUCUCAGUCUUUCAGUGACCUUCUCCACAGCUUUGAUAUCCCUGACGUCGACUCUUGGCUACCUUGGUUGAACAGUGAAGCAGUUGGACCUACACUACAGCA
Molecule: messenger RNA, 846 nt
Organism: Ceraceosorus bombacis
Lineage: Eukaryota; Fungi; Basidiomycota; Exobasidiomycetes; Ceraceosorales; Ceraceosoraceae
Source: the annotation of a GenBank genome assembly